ACUACCCUUCGCCCAAACUGCAAGCGAUUCCUGUUUUCCGGUUUCUGACUCAGACGCAUCGAGACCUGCUCGGCCAUUCUAAAAACGCUCUCAUAUUUUCGGCAGACAAUCAUGGGCGCUCCCAAGCGAUCCUCACGGCCCAUGUCGUCGCCUAGGCUUCCAGUCCUGUGCGCAGCGCUGCUGCUGCUGCUGCUCUCAUGGCAGCACGAGCGCGCAGCAGCGCAGCUACCGCACGACAUCCCCACCAUCCGCAUCGGCUUCAUGCUCCCCGACCCCGACCACAGCUCCGCCAUCCCCUCCUCGCUCGCCAAAGAAUGGAUGAGCGCAGCGCAGGUGGCGAUCGACGUGCUGGCGCCGGACUACAUCGACUUCACCAUCGAGCCCGUCAUCGUCGAGACCGACUGUAACGCGGACAGCGCGCGCGCGGGCGCCAAGGCGCUGGUGGAGCGCGGAGUGGUGGGCGUGGUGGGCCCCGCGUGCAGCGAGGCGGUGGUGGGCGCGGACGAGGUGUUCCGCCGCCAGGGCAUCCCCUUCGUGUCCUUCGCCGCCACGGCGGACGUCUUCCGCCAGGGCGUGCAGUUCUACUCCUUCUUCCGCACCGUGUUCGGCGAUCGUCACCAAUCAGCGGCCAUUCGCAACGUGGUGCAGCACUUCAACUGGAAGAAGCUCUACGUGUUCUAUUCCGACGACACGUACGGCCGUGCGCUGGGCUACGACGUGUCGGUGGAGCAGGACGCGGGCGUGGCGACGCACCUCAUUCGCGUGCCGUACCCGCCGCCCGCCGACUGCUCGGCUUUCUUCAAAGCGCCGGACGGGAAUGGAGGGGUGAUUCAGGGCGGGGAGGACACGGCCGUGGUGAUGGCCGUGCUGCCGGCCGUGGCUGAGUGCCUGUGGAAGGCGGCCGAUAAGCUGAGCCUCCUGGAGUACCCGUGGUGGUACGUGGGUACGGACGGCGUGGUGGCGCUCGACUUCUCCGACGCCCUGCCCGGCUCGCCCACCAGCAGCCUCGCCGCCAGGCUCAACGGCGAGCUGGGGGUUGCGCCCUUCGUGGGCGACUUCGCGGAGGACAACACGUUUCAGCGCUUCCUGGACUACUGGAGCAUGCAGUCGUUCGACAAGUUCCCCGGCCUCAUCACCAUGCCCGUGCACCCGCGCCUGCGCUACCCGCGCGCGUACGUGCCGUACCUCAUCGACACCGUGUGGGCCUUCUACGAGGGCAUCAACAACAUCGUCGUCAACCAAGGCGUCAACGUGACAGCAGGCGCGCUGCGGCGGUGCUUCAACAACGAGCCGGCGGGGUGUGUGGCGUUCUACGGCGUGACGGGGCAGGUGGCGUUCAAUGGCAGUACGGGCGAGCGCGCCAAGGACCGCGUGCGCCCCGCAUACUCGGUGCAGCAGCUCGCCAACCGCACCUGGCACCAGGUGGCUGACUGGUCGCUUGCAAGGGAGGGGGACCGCCUGGCGUUCAGUGCUGAGAGGGUGGCGCAGCCGGGCGAGGAUCAGGCCUCCACCGGGCUCAGUGGCGGCGCCAUAGCCCUCAUAGUACUCGCAGUGCUUGCGGUGGUGGGCGGGGUAGCAGUGUACGUGGGGCGCGUGGUGUGGGACAAGCGGCGGCGCAUCCACCACAUGGGAGCGUCCUUCAACGCACAGCCGCUGGCCCUGGCAGACGAGGCGGAGAUGGAGAGGGGCAAGGUGCGCCUCAUCUAGCGGUGAGGGGCUCUUAUACGAAGCGAGGCUCCAGUGCCUGUGGCCUGAGCUUGGCCUGAGCUUGGGUUGAAUUAAAUAAACAGUGGUCAGGUGAUGGAUGCUGCAGCUGGAGAAAGACCUCAAGGGCCAGCCAAUGGGCAAUGGAGCAAGUGUCUAAUGGAUGCUGGCCUGGCCAGCGUGCAGAGAAACCCCUGUAUCCAAUACUAUAGUGUACCCUUCUUACGUUAGUGAUAUAGCCAGCAACAGGAUCCAGUCCAAUGUGUUAACCGAGCCAGCAUAGGAACUCUUGGUUGAACAUGCCAGCAGCACCUUUUUGUUGGUGCCCAACCCAACCUUGUACCUAGUGAAGUGAUACUGACGGUAUG
Molecule: messenger RNA, 2072 nt
Organism: Closterium sp. NIES-67
Lineage: Eukaryota; Viridiplantae; Streptophyta; Zygnematophyceae; Desmidiales; Closteriaceae
Source: the annotation of a GenBank genome assembly